Molecule: messenger RNA, 580 nt
Organism: Selaginella moellendorffii
Lineage: Eukaryota; Viridiplantae; Streptophyta; Lycopodiopsida; Selaginellales; Selaginellaceae
Product: membrane protein PM19L
Exons: 4
Coding region: 45-482 (145 amino acids)
Source: RefSeq, a predicted model, not a curated record
AGAAUUUGCGGCUAGAAGAUCGAUUCAAAGAGAAGAGUAGGAAUAUGGCAAUGAAGCGAGGAAAAAGCUCAUCUCCUCUGCUGGCUUUGCUGGUUCUAGCUCUUUCUGCUGAUCUCACGCUCUUGGGCCUGGCAAGCUUUGAAGUAAACCAUCAACUCAAUGACCUCUCCGCGCUAGCAGACAACAACGCCAUCUUCGACUUGGUGAGAUUCUCCCUCACAGCCGCCGCAGUGGGAGUGGCAUCGGCCAUGAUAGGACUGUUACAUGCCAGGCAUCAUAAGCAUGAAACUAUAGUGGGAGCAGUGUGCGUGGGAGUCAUCGCCCUCGUCCUCUUACUUCUUGCCGCUGGCUUUUCUGCCAAGCACAUCAUCCUGGGUUCUGUCAAACAGGAUAGACUGAAAAUUCUUGAGGCCUUGGCGAUUGUAGCGGGAGGAACACAACUUUUCUACGUACUCUUCCUUGUUCUAGAGUAUGAAUCGUGAAAGAACGAACAAUGCAGGCUACUCCAGUGCUUGAUCUGUGCCAUGUAUCAAAUUCCACCCCGCUCUAACGAAAAUUUUAGCCAAAAUCUUAGCAGUUA